CCUGAUCCUGAUCGAACGGGGGUAUAUUAUUGACUUCGGUGAAUAGUGAUGUCACCGUCCGCGCUCGUAGGCUGCGAGUUUAGACGUGCACCUAUGUGUCACGCAUGCGCAUUAGUGUGAUAGUCCCACUCCUUCCCUCGCCCCGUACCGUACUAUGAAAUUCUUAUUCAUUCCGUGUCUGAUAAGAGUUAAGGAAGUUCCUCUAAGAAAGUGGAAAAAUAAGCUGGAAAUACAGUCGGCAAUAAAUUUAUUAGAAUGCAGUCUUUACAAGGUCGUGUGAUGACACUUCAAGAUAUUGGUUCAGUAAAAAUAAAUAAUAGAGAUGAUUUAUAUGAUUUGCUGGAGGUGAUGAAUGAAAAUUUUCAAGAGUGCACAAUUCAUCUAUUACUAUCAAAUGGAGCAGAUGUUGAUGAUGAACUUAAUAGUAUCCUCGAUGAAGGUAUUAUAAACACCUGUACACUUUUAUGUGCUGAAAACAUGCUACCUGAGUUUGGGGCUAAUGCUAAUGACUGUGUAGGAUUUUUAGACAAGAUAAUGCCUGUAGCGAAGCUUUUGAUACAGUAUAUUCUCAUCAAAAGAAUAUCAAAUGCUGAACCAGAACCUAACUUGGCUGAUUUUAGUACCUAUUCUUCUUUGUUGAGUUUGAAACUUUAUCACAAUUUUCCAUUUUAUGACGAGUUGGUUGCAUACAAACAGGGUUGCUUAAAAGAAUUAAAUGCAAUGAAGGGAGAAGGGAUAAGUGAAAAUUAUACUCUGUUUUCGUACAUAAAUGAGCAAUGCUGUACUGCAAAAGUAAAUGAAGAUGAUUUAAAGACAUUUCUUACUAAAAAAGUUUUAUCAAAAUUUAAUCAAUACCCUUAUUGUAAAGAUCUUAUCAUUGCUUCUUUAAAAAAAAGUUGUAUAUUAGAGGAAUUAUGUAAUGAGAAAAUUUACACUUGGCAGCAGAUAUCUGAUUGUUCUUUAGAAAAAUAUAAAGUGAAUUUAAACAGUGAUACAAUUCAAGCAUUGGCAAUAUAUUUAUCUGAAAGUGAUAUGAUAAAUCUCACUCUAGCCUACAGAGAAUGUUAUGAAGUUUCUUUGGAAUCAACAGAAGUUCUUAAUGGCAUGUAGAAGGUUCCUGGAGAGCCGAACGGAGAACUCCCCCUGGCAUCUAGCCAAUAAAGGUUCCAUCAAUUUACAAAAUUAAACGUCAAUAAAACUUCGAGCAUUUAAAAGAUAUGUAAGAACUUUCUGUCUUUGCAUAGGUUUAAUUGUUUAUGUUUUAAGUCUUUAUUUUUUUCCAACCUCUCUGUAAACUGUUUAGGGAUGAUUACUGUGGGUGUACUAUCAAGUAUUUGGAAACUAUUGACUUUGUCGUAGUGUUUUUUACCGAAAAUUGCAUUUUCGUGAGAAUGUAACCAAUAAAUUUUGCUUCGAUUUUUAAAUCAA
Molecule: messenger RNA, 1428 nt
Organism: Parasteatoda tepidariorum (common house spider)
Lineage: Eukaryota; Metazoa; Arthropoda; Arachnida; Araneae; Theridiidae
Source: RefSeq, a predicted model, not a curated record